Cheilinus undulatus (humphead wrasse) is the source of this 3225-nucleotide messenger RNA. RefSeq names its product DEAD (Asp-Glu-Ala-Asp) box helicase 21 (gene ddx21). The record is from RefSeq and is a predicted model, not a curated record. The coding region runs from base 86 to 2362 and encodes 758 amino acids. NCBI's taxonomy places the organism in Eukaryota, Metazoa, Chordata, Actinopteri, Labriformes, Labridae. The transcript is spliced from 16 exons. Gene Ontology annotation, molecular function: ATP binding; RNA helicase activity; RNA binding.
GCGUAGCAUUGCGCGUUCCUUUCCAUCCGCGUGCCCGUGGGUAAGACCGUGUGUCCACGACGAGGGGAUCCAACAGGGAAGAGAAAUGCCGUCAAAAAUCAUCUUUGAGACUGAAGAACCAGCCAUGGAGGACGACGUGGACACCAUCGCGGAGGCUAAACUCUUAAAGAAAAAGAACAAAGAGGGCAAGAAGCUGAAAAAGAAGAAGCAGUUGGAGGACCAAGAAGAACAGGAGGACCCAGACUGUGAGCCUCCAUCACCCAAGAAGAAAAAGAAAAAAGACAAGCUGGCUGCGGACCAAGUGGACAACCACACAGAAGAGGCCACAGACAUGAAUGGCAACAUUAAUGGUGUUGAAUCACCGAAGAAGAAAAAGAAGAAGAACAACGAAGAAGUAGACACUGAGAAAAAGAAGAAGAAGCAAAAAAAAGCAAUGACAGAGGAAGCAACCAACGGACAUUCCACCCCAAACACCCCGGUUCAGACGCCCAUUCAGACACCGUCACCGUCCAGCGAAGACUCAUCUAGUGACAGUGAAAAAGAAACGGAGCUGACGCCAGAGCAGAAGGAAGGGGCCUUCUCCAACUUCAGGAUCUCACAAGUCACCAUUGAUAAACUCAAAGCUCGGGGAGUGACUUAUCUAUUCGACAUCCAGGUGAAAACCUUCAACCCUGUGUAUGAUGGAGAAGAUGUCAUUGGCCAAGCUCGGACUGGUACAGGAAAGACUUUUUCCUUUGCCAUCCCUUUGGUGGAGAAACUCCAGAAGGAGUCAGUGGCACCUGUCAGAGGCCGGCCACCCAAGGUCCUGGUGUUGGCUCCAACCAGAGAGUUAGCCAUCCAGGUCGCUAAAGACUUUAAAGACAUCUCCAAGAAGCUUUCUCUAGCCUGUUUCUAUGGAGGCAGCUCUUACAACCCUCAGAUUGAUGCUAUCCGUAAUGGUAUCGACAUUUUGGUUGGAACCCCUGGUCGUAUCAAAGACCACCUCCAAAACCACAAGCUUGACCUCUCUCAACUGAAACAUGUCGUUCUGGAUGAAGUGGAUCAAAUGUUGGACAUGGGAUUUGCAGAACAGGUUGAGGAGAUUUUGGCUUCAUCUUAUAACAAAGACUCUGACUCCAACCCACAGACCCUUCUGUUUUCUGCUACCUGCCCCCCCUGGGUCUACGAAGUAGCAAAGAAAUACAUGAGGCCAGGCUGCAAACAUGUCGACCUGAUCGGCAAGAAAACAAAGAAAACCGCGACAACUGUGGAACACCUUGCCAUAGCAUGCCACUGGUCACAGCGGGCAGCCGUGAUAGGCGAUGUGAUCCAAGUUUACAGCGGCAGCCAUGGCAGAACUAUUGUGUUCUGUGAGACAAAGAAAGAGGCCAAUGAGCUGUCCAUGAACACAUCCAUUAAACAGAGUUCCCAAUCCCUGCAUGGAGAUAUUCCUCAGAAACAGAGAGAGAUGACCCUGAAAGGUUUCAGAAAUGGACUUUUUGAGGUUCUGGUGGCCACAAAUGUUGCAGCUCGUGGACUAGACAUCCCUGAAGUUGACCUAGUGGUCCAAUGUUCUCCACCAAAGGAUGUAGAGUCAUACAUCCAUCGUUCAGGAAGAACUGGCAGAGCAGGCAGAACUGGAGUCUGUAUCUGUUUCUACCAGCGAAAAGAAGAGGACCAACUACGCCAUGUAGAAAACAAAGCAGGGAUCACUUUCAGACGGGUUGGCGUUCCCACUGCCAAUGAUAUCAUCAAGUCAUCAAGCAAAGAUGCAGUCAGGUUUCUAGACUCAGUUCCAGUCACAGCUAUCAGUUACUUCAGAGCAUCAGCUGAGAAGCUGAUUGAAGAAAGAGGAGCAGUCGAUGCACUGGCUGCUGCUCUGGCUCAUAUUUCUGGAGCUACAAGCCUUGAGCAGAGGUCACUGCUCAACUCAGAUGCUGGUUACACUACGAUGCAGAUGGUGUGUUCUCAGGAGAUGCAUAAUCUUGGUUAUGCAUGGAGAGCCAUCAAAGAACAGCUCGGAGAACAGUUUGAGAACCACAUUCACAGAAUGACCUUCCUCAAAGGCAAAACAGGAGUGUGCUUUGAUGUCCCAGCUGACAAAGUCAAGGAAAUUCAGGAGAGCUGGAAGGAUGGCCGCCGUUGGAACUUGACUGUAGCUACAGAGCUCCCAGAGCUGGAGGAGAAGCAGUUUUCUAACCGUGGUGACAGAGGCUUCGGCAGCAGAAACAGAGGAGGAGGAGGAUCAAGAGGAGGAAGGGGUCGCAACUUUGGGGGAAACGGUGGCCGUAGUGGUGGCUUCAGGAAUGGCGGUGGCGGUGGUGGCUUUGGCAACAACAGAGGAGGACACAAACGCAGCUUCAGCCAAGCUUUUGAUUAUUGAAGUGCCAACCUGAGGACUGAAGAGACUGAGUGAUUUUUAUCUGCUGUCAGUGAGAGGGAUGGUCAGAGGAAAUCUGUACACUAUCUGAAUCCAGUACUCACAAUAUUAUUAUAUAUAUCAGACCCUGUCAAUCAACUCUUUCACUUCUCUAGAAUUAAAGUAACCAUCUGAUUGUUUGAGAAGUUAAAUAUAUUUCCAAGUAGCCGUGCCUGAAGGAACAUCAGAGCAGUAUCCUCACACAGAACCACUGGCAGCAGCUUUUGUAGGGUGUGAUGUUUAUACAAUUUGUUUGGCAUAUUAGUUAAAACUCUUGGAGUGACAUGUUCCUAGCUGCUGAAUAACACAAUCACAAUUCAGUUAUAUUUGAUCGAAUGGCACUGGACUAAAAGCUGUGGCCCUUUAACAAUGAGUACAUUUUCUAAUUUAUGCUAUGAUGUUAAAUGAAGCUGGAGUUUGUCAUCCAUGAGUUUUAACUAAUGUGUUUCUCUUUUUAUACCGGGUCUUUGGGGAAUGGUGGCAGCAAUCAUACUUGAGCUUUAGAGUAAAGAAACAGCACAAUGACCUGACCUAAUCGCUUGUAAACAUGCAACAGUCUACAUGAUUACAUAUCUGUACUGCAUGAUUUUGUAGACACUGUUGUAGAAGGUGCUGUAGUUCUGCCCCUCACCUACAGAGGGCAGUAACUGAACAGGUGUUUUACUUCUUGUAUGCUCAUUGUCUGAUUGCUGCCUUACCCUCUGCUGAAACCUCUCCCCAAAAAUAUAUUGGAUAAUUGCUUUGCAAUUGCCUCUAUUUAAUAACUGUGUCUACUUGCUUCCAUUCAUUUGAAUGAAAUGACUUCUUCAUUAAAAAAGGUCAACUCA